CAAUAGAAAAAUAAUAAUAAUUUUGCUUAAGUUCCCUGUAUUAAAUGCUGAUUAUUUUCCACUUCUAAAGGCAGUUCUUGGCUGUUUUCUUUUUGGGUUUUUUUUUUUAAAAUUUAUUUCUUCCCUAAAACCUCAGAGAUAAGGGAAAGAGAAACGAAUUAAUGGGUUGGAGCGGGGAGAAGCGAAAAGGGGUUGUUAAAUUUUUUAGAGUCUUGUUAGUGUUGCUGGUGGUGGUGCAAACAACGGCGUUUCAUGGGGUGAAGUUGAAGAAGAAGGAGCACCGGAACGCUUAUGCAACGAUGAUGUACAUGGGGACGCCAAGAGACUACGAGUUCUACGUGGCGAUACGUGUCUUGAUGAGAUCGCUUGUUAGGCUUCAAGUGGACGCUGAUCUCAUCGUCAUUGCCUCCCUCGACGUUCCCCUCCGUUGGGUUCGUGCCCUGGAACAUGAAGACGGAGCGAAGGUGGUGAGGGUGGAGAACAUUAAUAACCCUUACAAGGGUCAACAAAAUUUUGAUAAGAGAUUCAAGUUAACACUGAACAAACUUUAUGCCUGGGGUUUGGUGGACUAUGACAGAGUGGUCAUGCUUGAUGCAGACAAUCUCUUCCUCAGGAAAACUGAUGAAUUGUUCCAAUGUGGGCAGUUUUGUGCAGUCUUUAUCAACCCCUGUAUCUUUCAUACUGGCCUCUUUGUGUUGCAGCCAUCAUUAGAGGUAUUCAAAGACAUGAUUCAUCAACUGGAAACUGGUAAAGAAAACCCUGACGGUGCUGACCAGGGAUUUAUCGGUGGCUAUUUCCCUGACUUGCUCGACCAGCCAAUGUUCUAUCCACCCCAAAAUGGCACCGUACUUGAUGGGCAAUACAGACUUCCUAUGGGCUAUCAAAUGGAUGCCUCUUAUUACUAUCUUAGACUUUGCUGGAGAGUUCCUUGUGGACCUAACAGUGUGAUCACUUUCCCUGGUGCACUAUGGUUGAAGCCAUGGUAUUGGUGGUCUUGGCCUGUACUGCCCCUAGGCAUUCAAUGGCAUGAAACUCGUCGUCUAACUCUAGGGUAUGCAGCUGAGAUGCCCGUUGUGAUAAUCCAAUCGAUUAUUUCUCUUGGAAUCAUCGUGAUGACACGUCUAGCACGCCCCAGCGUCACCAAACUAUGUUACAGGCACUCAGACAAAAACAUAUCUUUGAUGCAAACCGGCCUAAAGUUUAUAGCAAUCUGGUCAAUUCUUGCAGCCUAUAUAGUUCCCUUCGCCAUUAUUCCUCGUACAAUUCAUCCAUUAGUAGGUUGGACGUUGUAUUUUCUUGGUUCAAUUGCUCUUUCCUCUGUAGCAGUUCACUUAUUUUUGCUGCCAGUUAUUCCAGUUUUCGUUCCUUUGAUUGGGAUUUUUGGGUCUCUUUUGGUCAUGGCAUGUCCUUGGUACCCCAAUGGAGUUAUAAGAGCUUUAGCCGUUUUUGGCUAUGCAUUUUGUUGCGCUCCUAUUGCUUGGGGGUCAUUGGUUAAGGUCAUGACACGGCUUCAGGUCUCACUUGAAAGAGAACAAUUUUUCCCAAAAUUAGGUGAAUCUUCACCACCUUCCGGCUCUAACAAGUUGUAUUGAGUUUUACCCAUGAUAAAAUGCAAGAUUCUUUUUUUUCCUGGAAAAAGAACGAUAUUUGACAGAAUUGGUAGACUUUGGUGAAGACAGAAGGAGGUGAUUGGAAAGUUCAUUCAACGUUCUAC
Molecule: messenger RNA, 1714 nt
Organism: Durio zibethinus
Lineage: Eukaryota; Viridiplantae; Streptophyta; Magnoliopsida; Malvales; Malvaceae
Product: putative glucuronosyltransferase PGSIP8
Source: RefSeq, a predicted model, not a curated record